AUGAUUGUUCAGCAUUUAAUACACCAUUUACGCUGCAAAGUGCAUCCUAUUCUUGCUGCAGGUAGACAAUCUGCUGUAUCAUCUCCAACAGUUUUACGACAAAUGCUGUCCACUUCUUCGGUGGUAUGCCGGAAAGCGAUAAAACGAGAAGAAUACUACCUGAAGAAAGAUAACAUACCUGCAGGAUUCAAUAUUAUAUACCGUGCACCUAUGCAACACUAUCUUUCCGCAUGUAACAUUGUAACAUCGUUCAGUUUUCUGGCCAUCAGCGGUAUCAGUGCGUUCACGUUGCUGAAAGAUUUCCACAACAUUGUUGUUCCGUUCGAAAUCGAGUUUGCAACGUUAACGGCCAACGAGACGGAUUUGUUGUACUUUAUGGGAUUUUUCCUUCUCGUCAAUGUUGUCAUUCGGAUCAUGGUCAAUCGCUAUCCGCUGAGAAUAUACAGGAAUGGAAAACACUAUCUUGCCGUGUUCGAGGGUCAGUUGCCUAUGGUUACCAAGCAGUUGAACUUCCAGCAGGGAGACGUAGUUCCGGUACCGCCAGGAGGUGUUUUACCCUGGCAAGAAUCGAGAUACAAAAUCAACGAUAAGCAUGUUCUGUUGCUGGAAGAUUAUUUCCGUACCCCGUCGGAGAUAACUGCAAUGACGAUGCCCCAAAAUGCAGACGAUGAGUGA
Molecule: messenger RNA, 675 nt
Organism: Anopheles marshallii
Lineage: Eukaryota; Metazoa; Arthropoda; Insecta; Diptera; Culicidae
Exons: 4
Coding region: 1-675 (224 amino acids)
Source: RefSeq, a predicted model, not a curated record